Saccharomyces cerevisiae S288C is the source of this 1719-nucleotide messenger RNA. It is a transcript of the gene DTR1, whose product is annotated as Dtr1p. Gene Ontology annotation, molecular function: transmembrane transporter activity. The transcript has a single exon. Bases 1 to 1719 code for a protein of 572 amino acids. Lineage: Eukaryota; Fungi; Ascomycota; Saccharomycetes; Saccharomycetales; Saccharomycetaceae. Gene Ontology annotation, biological process: transmembrane transport. The record is from RefSeq and is marked reviewed. Gene Ontology annotation, cellular component: membrane; prospore membrane.
AUGGGAAGCGAACCGUUUCAGAAAAAGAAUUUGGGUCUGCAAAUUAAUUCGCAAGAAAGUGGAACAACCCGCUCAACAUUUCAUUCGCUAGAAGAUCUAGGAGAUGAUGUAAUUAAUGAAAGCUGGGAUCAGGUGAACCAAAAGAGAGCCAAUAUAGAUCAUGAUGUCUUUCAUGAGCACCCUGACUCUUCCCCAUCAUUGUCAGCACAGAAAGCAAAAACAAAAGAAGAGGAAGUUGCUGUAAAGUCAUCGAACUCCCAGUCAAGAGACCCUUCUCCUGAUACUCAAGCACAUAUUCCAUAUACUUAUUUUUCCAAGGAUCAAAGACUAAUCAUUUUUGGAAUUAUCAUUUUUAUAGGAUUUUUGGGCCCAAUGUCUGGAAACAUAUAUAUACCGGCUUUACCAUUGCUGCAAAGGGAAUAUGAUGUAAGUGCAACAACAAUAAACGCUACAGUUUCUGUAUUUAUGGCUGUUUUUUCCGUUGGUCCAUUGUUUUGGGGCGCACUGGCGGAUUUUGGUGGAAGGAAAUUCUUAUAUAUGGUGUCGUUAUCACUAAUGUUAAUUGUUAAUAUACUUUUGGCCGCUGUACCAGUCAAUAUUGCUGCCCUUUUUGUUUUAAGAAUUUUCCAAGCUUUCGCUUCCAGCUCUGUGAUUUCUCUGGGAGCUGGCACUGUAACAGACGUUGUUCCUCCAAAACACAGGGGAAAGGCCAUAGCGUAUUUCAUGAUGGGUCCAAACAUGGGUCCUAUUAUAGCACCCAUUGUUGCUGGGCUUAUUUUAAUGAAAGGAAAUUACUGGAGAUGGCUUUUUGGUUUCACUUCUAUCAUGACAGGAAUAGCAUUGAUCUUGGUUACUGCUUUACUUCCAGAAACGCUACGUUGUAUAGUUGGUAAUGGAGACCCUAAAUGGGGUGACAAAAAAGAUGAACGUGAAAAUAACGAAUCUCCAUUCUUCGAAGGUAAUAAAAUAUCACAUCGGCGUCUGUUCCCAGACAUUGGUAUCCGUAAACCAGUCAAUAAUGAUGCUUUCUUCCAAGAAAAUUUUCCAAAGCCGCCUAAAGCAGGUUUGACACUAUAUUGGAAAAUGAUUAAAUGUCCUCCAAUAAUAAUCACGUCCGUCAGUACUGCACUCCUGUUCUCCAGUUACUAUGCGUUCAGCGUCACGUUUUCGUAUUACCUUGAACAUGACUACCGUUUUACUAUGUUAGAAAUUGGUGCUGCUUAUGUCUGCCCAGGUGUAGCUAUGUUACUAGGAUCUCAAUCUGGUGGGCACCUCUCAGAUUAUCUUCGUUCACGCUGGAUCAAAAGUCAUCCUAAAAAGAAAUUCCCGGCAGAGUUUCGUUUAUUACUGAACCUAAUUGGAAUUUUACUAACAAUAUGUGGCACAAUAGGAUACGGAUGGGCAAUCUUCUUUCAUUAUCAUUUUGUGGUUCUUUUAGUUUUUUCCGCUCUCACUGCCUUUGGUAUGACCUGGUGCAGCAACACAUCAAUGACAUAUUUAACUGAGUUAUUCCCCAAAAGAGCUGCUGGAACUGUUGCUGUUAGUAGUUUCUUUCGAAAUGUGGGCGCUGCCAUUAGUUCCGCUAUCAUUUUACAGCUCUGUAACGCAAUGGGAAUUGGAUGGUGUUUUACAGGGCUCGGUCUCUGCAGUUCAAUUUCAUUGAUUGGUAUAUUAUAUCUUCUCAUUUUUCAAAGAAAAUAUACUGCCAAAGAAUUUUAA